CCCACUUGUGGAACCCCACUCCUCCCACUGACACCAUGGUCAACUCCUGUUGUGGCUCUGUCUGCUCAAACCAGAGCUGUGGCCAGGAGACCUGCUGCCACCCCAGCUGCUGCCAGACCACCUGCUGCAGGACCACCUGCUGCCGCCCCAGCUGCUGUGUGUCCAGCUGCUGCCAGCCCUCCUGCUGUGGUUCCAGCUGCUGUGGCUCCAGCUGCUGCAGGCCUAGCUGCUGCAUCUCUAGCUGCUGCCGCCCCACCUGCUGCCAGACCACCUGCUGCCGCCCCACCUGCUAUGUGUCCAGCUGCUGCCAGCCCUCCUGCUGUGGUUCCAGCUGCUGUGGCUCCAGCUGCUGCAGGCCUAGCUGCUGCAUUUCCAGCUGCUGCCGCCCCUCCUGCUGUGGAUCCAACUGCGGUGGCUCCAGCUGCUGUGGCACUAGCUGCUGCCGCCCCUCCUCCUGUGGCUCCAGCUGCUGCCGCCCCUCCUGCUGCUGCCCCUCCUGCUGCCUCCGCCCAGUCUGUGGCCAGGUCUCCUGCCACACCACCUGCUAUCGCCCCACCUGUGUCAUCUCCACCUGCCCCCGCCCCAUGUGCUGUGCCUCCUCUUGCUGUUGAGCUCCCUGCCCUCUGACUACCAUCUCUGCUUACCUCUGCCCCCCAGAUAUAGACUCUUUUUGUGAGAACCCUUUUUGUGCUGACCUUUAGGACACAUGAAAUGGGGUUAAUGUUGCUCAACUGAGUUUGGUCUCAUUAUUCUAAUGAGCCCAUCAGUGUCCCACUGACACUAUGAGCAUAUUCUGGCCUCAGUCCAAAUUCUACUUGUGGACCUCUCCCUUUCAUCCAAGUGUGAAUUUUCUUACAACAUACCAACUGUUGUAUUGACCAAUUCUCCCAAAUUCUCCUUAAUUUUGAGCCACCAAUUCAUCAAGCUCAAGGGGCUAAAGUUUGAUUGCAGUAUUUCUACAUUACAGAUUUUUAUAGUCUCUCUUAAUUGUCCAGUGGAUUCCUUUAUAAUUCUUAAUCCCCAAAUUUUCUUAUGUUAUAACUCUAUGCCAA
This is a messenger RNA of Lutra lutra (Eurasian river otter), 1052 nucleotides long. Its product is annotated as keratin-associated protein 4-6-like. The record is from RefSeq and is a predicted model, not a curated record. Lineage: Eukaryota; Metazoa; Chordata; Mammalia; Carnivora; Mustelidae. The coding region runs from base 36 to 611 and encodes 191 amino acids. Gene Ontology annotation, cellular component: keratin filament. The transcript has a single exon.